GUUUUGUGUAGAUUUUUUUAAUAGAAUUCCAAACAUUGAAAAAAGUAUUUUGUUUAAAGUAAAAAGAAAAAAAGUAAAAAUAUUUUGAUAUUUUAUUUAAAAAAAAAAAAAAAAAAAUAAAUAAAUAAAAUAAAAUAAAACCAAAAAAAAUGUUGAAAUUUUUGCCUACUAUUCUUUUGAUUGCGAGUUUUAUUUUUCUCAUACAGAUUUCCGGCGGAGCAAACCAAAAUGUAGAGCCAACUGACGCCUCCGACGAUGCUUCUAUUGCCGGCGGGAUAAACCAAAAUGUAGAGGAAGAAAAAGCCACCACCGCUGCUUCUGAAGCAGAAGCCACCACCGUUGCUUCUAUAUCGAGUAAUACUUCCAAUAAAUCGGUUACAAGUGACGCCUUCGCCAAUGCUCCUAUUUCCGGCGGGGCAAACCAAAAUGUAGAGCCAACUGACGCCUCCGACGAUGCUUCUAUAUCGAGUAAUACUUCCAAUAAACCGGUUGCAAGUGACACCUCCGACGAUGCUCCUAUUGCCGGCGUGGUAAACCAAAAUGUAGAGCCAACUGACGCCUCCGACGAUGCUUCUAUUUCCGGCGGGGUAAUACAAAAUGUAGAGGCAGCUGAACCCUCCAAGGUUGCUUCUGCAACUGACGCCUCCGACGAUGUUUCUGCAACUGACGCCUCCGACAAUGUUUCUGCAACUGACGCCUCCGACAAUGUUUCUACAACAACGUCAGAACCAACCUCAGAAAACAAUACUUCUAUGUUUUGGAAAAUUCUUGCAGCAGUUACUGGUACUGUUGCAGUAUCAGGUAUUGGUUAUCUGGUAUUUUUUAGUAGGGGAUAAAUGUUUCAAACACUCACUGUUUAAAAUGAAAUACAAAUUUAUUUAUGAAAAAUUGUAUAAUUAUUUAAUAAAUCUGUAACAAUUUA
Molecule: messenger RNA, 922 nt
Organism: Leptopilina boulardi
Lineage: Eukaryota; Metazoa; Arthropoda; Insecta; Hymenoptera; Figitidae
Product: dentin sialophosphoprotein-like
Exons: 17
Coding region: 150-836 (228 amino acids)
Source: RefSeq, a predicted model, not a curated record